Messenger RNA from Oreochromis niloticus (Nile tilapia), 4882 nucleotides. It is a transcript of the gene rbm20, whose product is annotated as RNA binding motif protein 20. The transcript has 14 exons. Bases 324 to 3755 code for a protein of 1143 amino acids. Lineage: Eukaryota; Metazoa; Chordata; Actinopteri; Cichliformes; Cichlidae. Gene Ontology annotation, cellular component: nucleus. Gene Ontology annotation, molecular function: zinc ion binding; RNA binding. The record is from RefSeq and is a predicted model, not a curated record.
UGGAAGUGUAUGUAGCAUAGUUUAUAGGGAAAGACAGUUGGAUAGCUGAGGGUAAAGGGGGCUUUGCUGCCUUUGCUGCUGUCGAUCAGGAGUAGCUGAGCAGCAGAGACCCCGCUGAAGUGCUCAGCCCCCAGUCUCUUCCUGCCUGCUGGUAUUUCUGUGAUCUGGCUGUUCAGUGAAGAGAAAGAAAAAAAAAAGACAAAGAAAAGCAGGCUGGAGAAAGUUGCCAAGAUCUGGUGUCCUUGGUCUGAGGUGGUUACUUCUGAGGGGGGUGACUGGAAGGGUGUAAAGGCUGGGGGUGGUGCUAGGGAGUUUGUUUUGCCAUGCAGAACGUUUGGGAUCGGACAAGCAGCGUUGACAGUGACAUAACAGGUCAUAUAAUAAUGCUGGGAAAAGGACAAAGCAGUGGAUACCCCCCUGAGACAACAAGCAACACCUUACAGAGCAUCACUCCGGGACCUUUGGACGGUGCUGACAAUAAGGGUCUCCAGUUGGGUGUCCAGCUCCCAGGCAGUUCGCAGACAGGUGCUCAGCAGCAAAACCAGCAGCUCCUCUUGACUCCAGCCAGCCUCCAACUCGCUCAGCUCCAGGCCCAGCUUACCCUCCAUCGCCUGAAACUGGCUCAGGAAGGCAACACAGCUGCUGCGGCCACUGUUCUCAAUCAGGUUCUCUCCAAUGUCAACAUGUCUCAGCCCUUGUUUAAUCAGUUACGGACUUCAACAAUGGUUGGAAGUCAACAGAGUGCCUUCCCCACAGGAGUGCUAGGUUUCCCCUCUUCAAAUUCAGCCUUGGGAGCCUUGGUCAGUGGGGGAUUCAACCAAAAUCCAGGCAAUGUUAGACUGAACCAUCCUUGUGGAGGAGACGCGAUGGGUCAACAGGGCAAUGAGUAUGGGAAAAAGUCUGGGUCGACUUACCCCUCUGACACUGACAGACGACUUCAGUACAACUUAUCUGGAGGGACAUCUGCAGCAUCAGCCACUGCUGGUAACGGGCUGUCCACAGUGAUGAAUACUCAGGCAAGCAACAUGACCAAUGUUGGUCUUCAGCGAGAUUUCUAUAGGCAGGAUAUGCAAGUACAACAAGCUGGGUUUAGUGAGCAGAAAAUGAACGUUUUUAACUCCAUGGGACAUAAAGAGCAAUGGCAAGGUCACACCAACUUGUCUCACACCGGUAUGGUGGAUGUGGGUUCUAAUCCUCCCCCUGCGUGGACACCGGCUGGACAGCCGGCUCGAGCUAGGACUGAACUAUAUAACCCAGAGGAGCCAACCCCUGAUCCGAAGUUAAACUGCAGUAGUGCAGCACUUUCCUCUUUUGGUUCAAGUGGCAUACAGGCUUUAGGACUCUACCAGCGCCUGCAUGGAAAAGAGGAAGCUUUAUCGUCAGGUACCAGGACACUUCAGCCUUAUCAAGUCAAUGAUUACCAUGCUGUUACACCCACUCAGCUGCCACACCAGUGUAGCAUUUGUGACAAGAAGGUCUACAACCUAAAGGACUGGGAACAGCACGUGAAGGGAAAACUACACCUCCAGAAUCGAAUGUUGUAUGCAAAUGACGGUUCAGCGGUGGUAUCAGCUGGAGCUACUCACUAUGCUGUCGGCAGGCCUUCUGAUGGAGGUCUGAACCCCGCAGGAACAAACCCCAUAGUCUGUUCUGCUGCGAGUCAAGAUGUAUCCUCAGGAGCCAGUAUGUCAUACUUGCCAGCUACAGCCAUGAAGACUUACCCCACGCCAGACACAGGAUUUGCCUCACACCAGCCAGAGUCAAAGCCAUUUCCGAUCAGAAAGACCUCUGUCGGUCGAGUCGUCCACAUAUGCAACCUCCCUGAAGGCAGCUGCACUGAGACUGAUGUCAUCAACCUGGGAAUACCCUUUGGCAAAGUUACCAAUUACAUUCUCAUGCGGUCGACACAUCAGGCCUUCCUAGAAAUGGCAUAUGUAGAGGCAGCUCAUGCCAUGGUUCAGUACUACCAACUUACUCCAGCUAUGAUUAACAACCAAAAACUUCUAAUACGAAUGUCUAAGAGGUACAAGGAGCUGCAACUCAAGAAACCAGGUAAAGAUGUUCAAUCGAUCAUCCAGGAUAUUACCUCACAGCGGGAAAGGGAUGAGAUGCAACAACAUGAACACUUUGUACCAGAGCGAGCACGUUCUCGCAGCCCUAUCAGCCACUCUCUAAGUCCUCAUUCCCACAGCCCCAGUUUUACAUCAUGCAGCUCAGCCCACAGCCCCCAAGGGCCACAAUGCAGGGGUCCAGAGAGAGGCUCAGACGGUAUGGGCCCCCACCGGGGCUCAUGGGAGUGGUCGUCACACUUAAGAAGGGGUGAGGACGAAAGGGAGAGGGAUGAUCCGUGGAGGAAUGGGGGCAGCGUGGAUGAUGAUCGGCCUAAUGGUGGACGGGCGCCUGACCGUCGAAAGACCUACCAAAAAUCCUUAGAUCAUCUUAGUUUCAGAUCUACAGAUGAGCGAGGAGGUGGAGGAGAAGGGAUGAGGGGCAGAGACUGGCACCCACGAGGAAGCCCUCAAGGCUCAUCCUAUAAUUCGUACAGGAACAUCGAAGAUGAUUUCUACAAGGAACAAGUGUACAAGUCAGACAAGCCGCUCAGACCUCCAUACCAGCGACAUGACACAAAGCCAAAGAGGAGGGAUGGUGAUGACUACCACUCAAGGUCCAGGCAUUCAGAAUUUGAGAUGGCUGAUCAGACUCUUUGCAGAACACCUGAAAAUAAGAGGCAGAGUUCACCAGACAGGGGCAGGAGUAAGAAAACAAGCAGAAGGUACACGGCUGCAGAGAAAAAAGAGAGAGAAAAUAAAACUGAAAAUACUGACCGCCAGUCAAAAGAAAAAUCAGUUUCACCUCAGCAAAUCAGUAAGACAAAAGAAACUUCUGAAGGUGGUAAAGACAGGGACGCUGAGAAGGAUCGGGAAAGUUGUGACGACACAGAUGAAGAGUGUUGGUAUCCUAAGAACAUGGAGGAACUGGUCACUGUAGAUGAAGUGGGAGGAGAAGAUGAUUCCAUUAUUGAGCCAGACCUUUCUGAGCUGGAAGAGUUUGCAUCCUGCCCCAAAGACUCAGCAGGGGAGCCAUCAGUAGAGGAGUCUAUAUUGCCGUCUUCCUCAUCCUUGGAGGCGGAGCCAACAUCUAAUGAGAAAUCUCCAGAGAUUGAAAAGUCUUGUGGGGAUGCUGGAGACCAGGCAGCAACAACUGUAACUGAGAAACAAGAGAAUGUUACGACUUCAGCCAAAGCGGAAGACCAGAAAACGAAUCCAGUGACUUCUGAGUUACCAGUUGCUAACCUUAGUGAAUUCCCCAGUGAGGAGUUUAAAGCUGCAUUGAAGGAGACAUGCUUUGAAGGUAGUGAAGAAGCCAACAAUGGGCCACCAGGAGAGACUAUGGAAAAUCAUAUCUGUGUAUUAGAGGACAGCAAGACCCCAGUAGUAGGACAGGUCAUGGAAGUAGUCAAUAAUGGAGUGCAACACCAGGAUGAUGUUCAGAAAAAAGACUUUGAGGCCUGCUCACCAUCUCGUGAACAAGAUAGAGCCGUCAGUGAACACGGCAUUCCUUUGGGAGUGGAGUUUGUUGUGCCGAGAAGCGGCUUCUACUGUAAGCUCUGCGGACUUUUCUACACCAGUGAGGAAACUGCAAAGACCACUCACUGCCGCAGCACGGUCCAUUACAGGAACCUGCAGAAAUACCUUUCCCAGCUGGCAGAGGUCAGUCUAUCGAGCGUGCUGACCGAACCUCCAGCUGCACAGUGACGAUACCUCGACCUCUCACCUGCUGCAAAACGAACAUCAGAGGAAGGAUUUCCUAAACGAUCCUAAAGCACAGAUAAUGUGAUACAUGGAACAUGCGGACAAAUACAAGAAUGCUGAUGUUUAUGGGAGAGCAAUGUUUGAAUGGCGCAGGCAAUAGAGGCUUUCAGGUUUGUACAUACAUUAAGUGAAAUGUAUAGUAAGGUUUUAAAAUUUAAUUUCAAUUUGAUCAUUUUUCUUACAGUUUUACUUUAAUGGUUUGUGUGAAAUGAAAUUAAGUUAUAUUGUGGGAAUAAAAGUGCAUUUACAUUUAUCUUAAAUUACCUAGAAAAAAGUCUUUUACAGUUUGUGUUUUGAAUUUUGUCUCGUCAUCACUGAAACAACCGGGACAGAUUUACGUCUGCUAAAUUACUUGAAUAUGUUGGGUAUUAAGUUUAUGAUUUUUUUUUUGUUACAGAGCCUGAGAGCUAUGUGUAUUUAACAAAACUAGACAAUAACAAAAAAACAUUUGUGGCAUUUGGUUUUUUCACUUGUGACAUCAUUAGUGAGGAUGUUUUCGUCAUCUGCUUGUGUUUUAUCUUCUCAUACGUCUUUGCGACGUGAGCUCUCAGGGCCACUAUUUUUUCCCUCAGUUUAAAGACUGAGGCAGAUUCUCAGGUUUAUUGUUCUUGUUAAACAAAUUUCACUGUAUAAAUAAUAAAAUUAACAUUUUUAUUUAUAUCUGAGGCUGUUUUGAGGGUUUUUUGCCCCCUUUCCCCACAUGCGAUUGUGAACUUCAGUAUCCGUCAGGGAAAAUUAUACGUCCUUUAGAUUAAUAAUGUUUCAGUGAUACGAAAGAUCUUUAUUUUCUCUUUUAUGUUGAAUGUAAUUCAUAGGACAAUCCCAGUCAUAUUUGCCAAGACAUGUAAUGCCUUAGAUAUGAAACUUCAACUGGACCAUGUGUUUAACUUAAACAUGAACUGUUUCAUGUUACGACAAUUUGUUACGGAGGGAUUAUCAAGCUCACACUCUGUUUUUGUAUACUGUGAAUACUGAUCCUGUGACUUCAGCAAUAGUAUUGUUUUUCUUUGACAAACUUUUCAUGAUUUUUUGAUGGAAAACACUUGAAUAAACAUUGUGAAUGUCUCAAA